Molecule: messenger RNA, 5122 nt
Organism: Thamnophis elegans (Western terrestrial garter snake)
Lineage: Eukaryota; Metazoa; Chordata; Lepidosauria; Squamata; Natricidae
Product: zinc finger protein 501-like
Exons: 3
Coding region: 2078-3745 (555 amino acids)
Biological process (GO): regulation of immune system process; negative regulation of transcription by RNA polymerase II; regulation of cytokine production
Source: RefSeq, a predicted model, not a curated record
AUCAAGUUGGCCAUGCCCACUCAGUCACAUGACCACCUAGCCACACCUACCUAGCCGAUCAUUAGUGGCCCACGGGAUUCAAAUUAUGAAUUUAGUGGUCCCUGAGGUCCGAAAGGUUGGGGACCCCUAUCUUAAAAUUAAUUGGGAACUAGUCCUAGAUCUAACCUGUUUGGGAAUACAUCCCGUUUAAUUAAAGAUUUGGUGGGUGCAUUUGUACACCAUAAUAAGCUUGGGCGGAAUUAAUCUCUUAGAUUUUUUGUAGUUUACCAUAGUGAGCAAACCCUGCUGUUAGGUUAAUUUAUGAUAUACAGGUAGUCAUUGACUUAUAACCAGUUAGUGACUGUUUACAUUUACAAUGACACUGAAAAAAGUGACUUAUGACCACUUCUCGUUCUCGCAUUUAUGACUGUUGCACUUUCCUUAUGGUCAUGUGAUCAAAAUUAUUGCCAUAUAUUUAUGAUGUUCCACUGCUCCAGGGCUAUCUGAUCACCAUUUGAACCUUCCCAGGUGUCUUCUGACAAGCAAAGUCAAUGGGGGAAGCCGGGUUCAUGUAACAAAUGCAGAGAUUCACUUAACAACUGUGGCAGAAAAGGUCAAUGACUGUAGUUUCACUAGAAGAAGCUGGAAAAAUUCAAAUUUCAAUACGGUAAUAUUACUGUUAUACAUAAAUUCCUUGUCUGUUAUUUAUCUGUUUUAUCAUAAAAAGCAACAUACAAAACAGAAAAACAACAAAAAACUGUAAAAGAAACAGAGGAAAGAAUAAGGAUUUUGAAAUAACCUAACUAAGAUAUAUAUGUAUAGCUGGACAUUUUGACAACUUCUGUUAAUUGGUAUAAUUUGUUGAUUAUGCAACUUUCAGAAGAGAAAACCAUAUUUUGUGUUGUUACAUGCUACAUACACUAUAUUGCCAAAAGUAUUCGCUCACCCAUCCACAUAAUCAGAAUCAGUUGUGAGCGAAUACUUUUGGCAAUAUAGUGUAUUUUGUGCCUUUCAUACUGUAGUUUUAUCAUGGUAAGAUCCGUUAUAGGAGAUUUUGCUCUAUUUUGUUUUAUAAAAGAGCCACUUCAAGGAUGGAAGGACAUGGAUAUACCGUAAGUAAUUAUAUGGAUAACAGUAGGAGAAAGAGAAAACAGCUAGAGUGUGAAACCAUAAGGGAUUAUAAACCUUCAUUUAUCUCAAGUGAUAAUCUAUUACUUUUUUUUUUUUGCUUUUAGAACAACCAAAUUAAUUUUAUUGGUUCUAUAUUGAAAUUCUAUAAGAAUUCCUGCUCUACUUUAUUUCCACCUUACAAAAAGACCAAGUUUUAAUGAAUUCAUAUUUUUCCCCUUACAUUGGAAAAACUUACGUCAUAGCAUUUAUUAUACAGAGGUGGAAAGAAAUAUUUAGGCCAUUAAGUCCAACAGCAUUGAAAAUCAGGGUUGAUAUCAAAAGAAAGCAUAAAAGACUUUCCUAUUUGCAUUAAUUUGUGGAAUUGGAUAUCAUUUUUGUAGGGUCAGUCUAGCCAUAAGAUAUUUUCACAGACUAAAUUACAGAAACUUCCUCUUCUGUCCUCUUGACUCAACUGCGUGCAACUGUGUGAACUAUGUGUAACUAGUUUCCAACCAAAGGCCUCAAUAAAUUUAAUAUAUACAUUCAAGUAAUUCAGUCCUGAUGUUCCUCUAGCACUGUGACGGUGAACCUAUGGCACAUGUGCCAGAGAUGGCACAUAGAGCCCUCUCUCUGGGCACAUGCACAAUUGCCCACCGCACUUCUGGGUUUCGUUGCAUGCAUGCAUGAAGUCCAGCUGGCCAGCACACAUGGAUGUGAUGGAACCCGGAAGAGAGCUGCUGGCUGCGCGCACAUGCACAGCUGUUCUCUUCUGGUUUUGGUGGUCCAGCACAAGUACACACUCCAGUGUCGGUGCUUGGUGCCAAAAAGCCACCACUGCUCUAGCAUGUGCUAAUGGGGCUACUAAACAGAAUUGGAUAUUUUAUGUUUUUUAUGCCCGUUCAGCUUGUUUGCUUUAUCUUGAAAGGAUUCAUUCCUACCACUGGAAAAGAAAACUUCAAACUUCUAGCAAGACGAAGCUCCAGCUAACAUGGAAAGGAAACUUCUGUGUGCUGUAACCAAAAGAGUAGAUGAAACAGUGGAUAUCUGCUUCUUGGGCCAGGAGCAUUUAAUCAGAAUCAGCGAGGAGAGACACGCACCAGAAGAUUCAAAACCAAUGGAAUUAUAUGGCAAGUCAGCCUAUAAAGGAGAAGAUUGUGGUUUCCAGAACUGGGAGUGGUCAAAGACCUUAGCAAGCCAAGAAAGAGCAAAAAACACCCCAGGGGAGAAAGCAAAUAAUGGCAUUCCCUGCAGAGAAGGGAGCCCAGCUCCUUGUGGAACUAGUGUCCAGUUGAGAAUUGACACUGUGGAUAAUGGAUGGAAGAGUGAGAGUGAUGGGAAACCAUCAGAAAGAGUCAAAUCUGAGGAACUGAAAGAAAAUUUUUGGAAUCAGAGUAGACCAAUGGGAGAAGAUGGAGGUUUUGUGGAGAAAAGAGGUGAUAAAUCUAUUACUUCUCAAGGCAGAAAUUUCAAUGAAAGCUCAGUUCAGCCUAGCAGCCAAACAGAUAAAAGAUGUAACAAUUGUCUGACUAUUCACCAGUUCAUCCAUGCAGAGGGAAAGUCAAGUAAAAACUUCAAAUUUGGGAAGAGUGUGAAUUGGAACCAAAACCUUGCUGAUGGUCAAGCGUUUCUGGAAGACAAGAAACUCUACAAAUGUUUGGAGUGUGGAAAGGGCUUCAGUCACAGCUCAAGCGUCUCUUCGCAUCAGAGGAUUCACAGAGGGGAGAAGCCCUAUAAAUGCCUGGAGUGUGGGAAGGGCUUCAAUUCGAGCACAAGCCUUUCUUCGCAUCAAAGGACACACACAGGGGAGAGGCCAUUCAGCUGCUUGGACUGUGGCCUGAGUUUCCGUGACCAUUCAGGCCUUAUUAAACACAAGCGGAUUCACACUGGAGAAAAACCCUACCGUUGCCCGGACUGUGGCUUGAGCGUUAGCACUCAGUCGAGCUUAGUUAGACAUCAGAGAAUCCAUACAGGAGAGAAACCAUAUCGGUGCACGGAAUGCGGGAAAUACUUCGGUCAGAGCACAGACCUUGCUUCACACAAAAGAACCCACACCGGUGAGAAACCCUAUAAAUGCUUAGAGUGUGGAAAAAGCUUCAGCCGAAGCACGAGCCUGACUUUGCACCGGAGAAUCCACACCGGGGAGAGACCGUACAGCUGCUUAGACUGCAACAAGAGCUUCUCUGACCAGUCAAGCUUCAUUAAGCACGAGAGAAGCCACACAGGGGAGAAGCCGUACAAAUGCCUGGAGUGUGGGAAGAACUUCAGUCGGAGCACAAGCCUUUCUUCACAUCAAAGGACACACACUGGAGAGAGGCCUUUCAGCUGCUUGGAUUGUGGCCUCAGCUUCCGGGACCAUUCAAGCCUGGUGAAACACAAGCGGAUUCACACCGGGGAAAAGACGUACAGCUGCUCAGACUGUGGCCUCAGUUUUACCACUCAGUCCAGCCUGGUUAGGCAUCAUAGAAUCCACACAGGAGAGAAACCAUAUCCAUGCUCAGAGUGCGGGAAGUACUUUGGCCAGAGCACAGAUCUUGUUUCACAUAGAAGGAUUCACACGGGGGAGAAGCCCUAUAAAUGCUUGGAGUGUGGGAAGAGCUUCAGUCGAAACACAAGCCUAACUUUGCAUCAGAGGAUUCACACCAGGGAAAGACAAUAAAGAUUUCAGUAGGAAAAGCGGGGAGGGGGGGGAACCUAUGCAGAAAAGAAGUCGUGUUUAUAUGCACAGAAAGAUCUUCAGAGAACAAGCAUUACUUCGAAAUAUUUAAAUUGGACUUUUCACCAACCUGUGUAGACUUAAUUGUAUUUUUGAAGGUAGCCAUAUGAAAAAGUUAUUAUGUUGAUACUUGUUCUCUUAAGAAGUCUCUGCUGUGGUCGUUGCAAAUAUAGAUUAGAAAUAGAUUGGCAAUUCUAACGUAUUGUUUAAAUUGAAAAGUAUGCAUAAUUAAAUUUUACAUCGCUUGCAAAGAAUGUUUUUUUUCUAACAAAAGUUAAAGUAUAUAUCUGCAAGAAAAUUUUGAACACUUUCAGAGAAACCAUCUAAAUUUAAUAAAAUAAUUGUGUGGAGUGAAAUUAACCAUGCUGUUUCCCCUGGCAGUGCCAGUUACAGCUUUUACAAAAGAACGAAAUUAGUCUGAUAGCCUACAGAAUGGGAGAAAAAGCAUCCAGGUGUGUUUGCAAGCAAAAGGGAAAGUUUUAAUACAUUAAAGCUUUAAAGGUCUGUAAUUGAUUACUACGAAUUUUUAAUACAUUCCUGGAGAUAAGCUACAUAACGGGACUUAACCUCCGAGUAGGUUUGCAUAGAAUUGUGCUGUAAGCCAGUAAAAGAUCAAAGUAGAAAUGCAGAUCACUGAAAUCGGGCUUAAUAUUUCUGAUCAAGGUCUGUCCUAAGUUGAGGCAAGGGCAGAAGGGUAAAAGAAACACUGGCAAUUAAGAGAAGGAUAAGCAAUGCCUGCAAGGAAAAUGCAAAAGGGGGCUUCUAAGAUAGGAGUGAUCUUGAAGGAAAAAGUUGGUACUUUUAAAUUGCAUACUACACACUCAUUUAGCUCAGUAAAUACAGAUAGUCCUUGCUCAGCAAUCACAGUCGAGACCAGCAACUCAGUCAUUAAAUGAAGUGGUCACUAAGUGAGAUGACUGCUUAUGACCUUACAUCGGUUUUCCUUUGCUUUACAGACCUGUGAAGUUCAUAAAUUUGAGGACUGGUCCCAAAGUUACUUUUUCAUCACUGUCAUUUGCUAAACAGUUGCUAAAUGAGGACUAUCUCUGAUGUCAAAAUACGCAAUAGCUGUAAAGGAAAAGUCAUAAAUUUCAUAAAAGAUACAAAGUGCAGGCAUUUAGCAGACUUAAGGGUUAGAUUCCUGGUUGAAAAGUGUUGCUGAAAUUGUGUGGCUUCUUAAGAUGUGGUAGAACUGUUGGAAAAUUGAUAGUGUUCCUUUUGAGAUUGUUUCAUUCUGGAUUAGUUUAUUUAAUGUAAUUUAAAUCAUUGUUUUAAAAAAUUGAAUCACCAAGAGAUUAAAACCCCGCUGUUACACUUUAA